This is a messenger RNA of Diospyros lotus (date-plum), 2442 nucleotides long. RefSeq names its product transcription initiation factor TFIID subunit 15. The transcript is spliced from 4 exons. Gene Ontology annotation, biological process: regulation of DNA-templated transcription. Gene Ontology annotation, cellular component: nucleus. Gene Ontology annotation, molecular function: transcription coregulator activity; RNA binding. The coding region runs from base 1342 to 2307 and encodes 321 amino acids. The record is from RefSeq and is a predicted model, not a curated record. Lineage: Eukaryota; Viridiplantae; Streptophyta; Magnoliopsida; Ericales; Ebenaceae.
GGCGGCUCCGCAUCAGCCUCUAUUGAGUAGCCUUGUGGUGCGGCCGUCGGACAGCGGCGCCGGGGGAGGAGGAGGAAGUGAUUACGAGCCCGGCGAGGUUCGUCGCGAUCCGCCUCCGUAUUCACGCUCCGGUCGAUUCUCUGAUACGCAUGCUCUGAAUGGUGCCUGGUGCAAGAACUUGGGUCUUGGGGAAGGAAUGUCAGUGUGAGUGAAGGUUUUGGAAAUGUUUUGGGUGACCUAUUGUUCCGUUUUGAAUGGUGGAAUGUUUGUAUGGAAAAUACCUUCCACAGAUACUAAUGCCUCAUGUUGUGUCUGUAGUGAUGGGAUGCAGUAUCACUGGAAACUGUUUUGCACCUAUCACUUCAUUGCUGGCCAGAGUUGGGAUUUUUGUUUGGAAAUGGCUGGGAAUAUUAUCACUAUUCUGGUUAGGCUUCAAGUUGCAUAUGAGCUUUUAAUUCAGUUGUCCGCCAUCGGGAACAUGUUAUAAGGAACUUGCAUUAAUAUGGUUUUUGGAUGGGUUUUGAGAGGAGUUGGGUAUCUGCUAUCUUUUAGUGGUAAUUGCUGAAGUGCACAGGUUUGGUGGCACUAUUGAGUAUAUAGGAGGACAAGCCUGCACAGGAUUGACUUAUUUUAUUUGAAAUUCAGUAAUAGUGCUCAGUGCUAUGGGAUGCACCUCAGCAGAAGCUGGUAUUUGCAUGUGGAUGACGCUGCUUGCAGGCAAAGUAGUCUAUUUUGUCAAUGGCAUUCUGGCUUUAGUCUGUUCGUUUUACUAUUUCUUGGAUAUGGAAACUCUAGAUUUCUAUGAUUGAUGGUUGCAUGGGGGUUUUUGGUUUCAAGGCAUUAUAUCACGGUUCAUGGUUUUGGGAGUUCUUUAGUUUUAUUUUUCUUUCGAUAGUUAAUUAGGGUUCAAGUCAGGUGGUAAAGAAUUUUUUGACAUGCAAUGUUGGUGAUGCAUGGCUUGUGGAAAUUUGGGAACUUCUAAAUAAUGUUCUUGCAUUGUUUCUAAUCAUUUAAUUGGUUGUGAAGUGUUAAUGUUGGAGUUUUAACCUCUUGAUACUUGUGCUGUUUCCCAUUAAAGCAGGAUCUUCCUAACAGCAUAUUAACGAGGAUUGAGGAAUAAUUUUGUGGGGUUGGAUUUGCUAUAAUGAGUUUGUCAACUAUUUUGUUAGUGUUGUGUCUGGGAUGUGGCUUGCAUGGAGUUGCUUACAUGCCCAAGGAAACUUUUGGGAUCUUCACUUUUAUCUCUUCUUGCAAAGGGUGAGCUCAUUUUGAAACGAAGUGGAUACAUGGCACGAGUUUCCAAUUUUUAGCAAUCCAACCGUAUUUUGGUUGUUUCUUCCCAUGGGUUUGGUACUGUGGUCUUGCAGCUCCAUCAUGCAGGCCCCGCAUAUUGAAGGGUAUAGAAUUCGUGCAGGUUCUGGUUCUCCUGUGCGCCGCAGAAAUGCAGAUCACCGCUACAGUCCUGAUUUGGAUCAUCUGGUUGGCCCGCCACGGGGUCGUGGGUAUGGCAGUGCAAAAUCUCCUGGUAGAUAUCGAGACUAUUCACCCCCUUAUGGUCGUGGGAGAGGAGGCAGUAGGUUUAUGGAUAGAGACUUUGACAGGCCUGGAUUUGGUCCUGGACCAUUCAGAGGCGAAGCCAUUCCUAGAAAUAAUCCUAAUGUACGUCCAAGAGAAGGAGACUGGAUAUGCCCUGAUCCCUCAUGCAACAACUUGAACUUUGCUAGGCGUGAGUAUUGUAACAACUGCAACAGGUUCCGUUACCCUUCUAGGGGAAGUCCACCACGGAGAGGAUAUCCUGGUCCACCUCCUCCCCAUGCUCCACCUCGACGUUUCCCUGGUCUUCCAAUUGAUCGUUCUCCCAUUAGGGCUAUGAAUGGUGGCUAUAGGUCCCCUCCUCGUGGUUGGGCGAGAGAUGGUCCAAGAGAAUCGGGGGCGGGUGGUCUGCCCCAUGCAAGGUAUGAAGACAGUUUUGCUGAUCACAUGCGCAGAGAUAGGAUGGACGACUACCCUGAUGAUGAUUUCAGAGAGAGGAGCAAGUUCGGUAGACCAAUGCCCUUGGAUUUGGGAAGCAGGGACCGUGGAAGGGAUGACUUCUUCAAUGAGAGGAAGGGGUAUGAACGGCGCCCACCAUCUCCGCGGCUGCCACCACUGCUGCCUCCUCAUCGGGGUCGAUGGCCUCGUGAUGUGAGAGAGAGGAGCCGUUCUCCAAUUAGAGGUGGACCACCACUUAAGGAAUAUCGUCGGGAUGUUUACAUGGGACGCGGUGGACGAGACGAGCGGCGUAAUAGGAUUGGUGAUACAUAUUAGCUGUUAUCCAAGGAAGAUGUGUUCAUUUAGUUGGAUAAUUUGUAUGUUACUUUGUUGGAUAUUUUGCUAUAGACAUGCGUGACUUUCAGACAAUACUUGACAUGGAGGAGGCACCUUUGUUCUGGUGUGCUGCUA